Molecule: messenger RNA, 196 nt
Organism: Dentiscutata heterogama
Lineage: Eukaryota; Fungi; Glomeromycota; Glomeromycetes; Diversisporales; Gigasporaceae
Source: the annotation of a GenBank genome assembly
AUGUCACAAUACAUACCAAGUCAAUUGGUUUUUUCAGACGAAACUGCUUAUGACAGAAGAACAUUAUCACGUCGUUAUGGUUGGAGUUUUUCAGGGCAGCGUGCUCAAAAGCAUACAUUCUUUGUUCGUGGAAGAAGAUUUACUAUAGAAGGCGCACUGUGUACUGAGGGAUUUCUAGCUUAUUGUAUUCAAGAAG